Messenger RNA from Polyodon spathula (Mississippi paddlefish), 1040 nucleotides. Its product is annotated as pumilio homolog 3-like. NCBI's taxonomy places the organism in Eukaryota, Metazoa, Chordata, Actinopteri, Acipenseriformes, Polyodontidae. Gene Ontology annotation, biological process: regulation of translation. The transcript has 9 exons. Gene Ontology annotation, molecular function: mRNA binding. Bases 13 to 921 code for a protein of 302 amino acids. The record is from RefSeq and is a predicted model, not a curated record. Gene Ontology annotation, cellular component: nucleolus.
UUAAAAUCGGAAAUGAUUGAAGCCAUUAGGGAAGCUGUUGUAUACAUGUUGCACACACACAAUGGAGCCAGAGUAGCCAUGCACUGUCUUUGGCAUGGAACCCCCAAAGACAGAAAAAUUAUUGUAAAAACAAUGAAGACCUACAUCGAAAAGAUUGCCAUUGGGGAGUUUUCUCACUUGGUCCUCCUGGCAGCAUUUGAUUGCAUUGAUGACACAAAGCUUGUAAAACAGUUGGUAAUUUCAGAGAUCAUCAGUUCCCUACCUGUUAUCUUAAACAAUAAAUACGGGAAGAAGGUUUUGCUAUAUUUGCUGAGUCCCAGAGAUCCUGCACAUUUCCUACCAGAAAUAAUCAAAGUCUUACAACAGGGAGAUGGAAAUGCUUACAGUAAGAAGGAUGUGCAUACACGGCAGCACGAGUUGCUAGAAGCAAUAUCCCCUCCAGUCCUCCAGCACCUGCAAGAGAGCGCACGUGAGGUGGUGAUGGACAAAGCUACAAGUGUGGUUGUUGCAGAUAUCCUGGGCGCUGCUGUUGGAGACCUGCAGCCAGCCAUGGACUCUGUUGCUGAUCUAGCUGCAGAAGAGUUUGUUCCAGGAGGCAAAGAAGGACAGCUGCACGUGGCAGAGCACCCUGCAGGGCACUUAGUGCUGAAGUGGUUAAUUGCACAGGAUUUUAAGAUGAAAGAGCUUGGGAAAAAAGAAUGCUUUUCAAGAACAUUGCUGGAGCGUGUAGGUAUUGAGAAAGUGAAGACGUGGGCCACUGUAAAUCGUGGAGCUAUUGUUCUUUGUUGUCUUCUCCAGAGUGCUGAUGAAGAUGUUGCCAGUAAGGUCAAAGAUGCUCUGAAGUUACUGAUAUGCAAGUUAAAGAAAAUUGAAAAUGCAAAGGGAGUGGAGGCUUUGCUUGGAAAACUAACAGUGUUUUGAUGUAAAAUCAGACAACCUACUUUGAGAAACAAAACAAUAAAAAAUAAAAAUAUUGUUUUACCUGUUGGUUCAACUUAAGGUUGGUCAUGUGUUAUAUUGUGAUCAUACAAUUAAUACCA